AUGUGUGAAACGGUGAACGCCUGCCCUGAGCAGAAGAUCUGGGCGGUGCUGAAACGCUUCACCGGUUGCCAGACCUGGAUCAAAUGCCUGGGGCACAACUGCAGCAGCAGCCGCGUGCUGUCGCUGGCUGAGGCUUCCGUUGCCCUGGCGGCGCAAAACUUGGAGUCCUCGCACCUGCGUCCCCAGAUCUGCUUCCGCUUUUUCGAUGGCGCCGGCCACGGCGAUGCGCUGUCGCCGGAGCUGCAGACAGCGCUGCAGCAACUGGGCGUGGACGCGGCAGCGGGCGCCACGGCGCCCGUUGAAGGGGAACAGCAGAGCUACGAAGCGGUGAAUUUGGACACCACGGCCUUGAUUGCGCUGACCUCCAAUCUGUCUCAUGGCCAGGUGGGUUGGUCCUUCGACGAUCCUGUGUUGGAGCAACAGGCCGUUCAAGAGACUGAGGACUCGGUGUUGCAAGAGCUUCACCAAGUCUUGGAAGGGCGACGGCUCUGCGUGUCGCGGAGCGCCUUAAGCACCUACCAGAAGCUGGCCGCGCAGAUGGCAGGGCCUGCCGAACUGCAGCGCUUUGAGAGAAUCAUUUCGGCCUUGUCAGUGGUGGAUGCCGAAACUCCAGAGGGCUUCCGCGUUUCAAAGAAAGUGUCCAAAGCGACGCUUGACGUAGUGGCUGUUGGGCUGGAACACGAUAUGCCCACUUGCAGCAGCAAUGGCAAGGCGAUGCGUUCCUUUGCUGAAGCCAAGAAGGGGGUGAAAUUCCUACAGCACAAGCCUCGGGCUCUCAGCGAAGGCAAACAGAAAGCCGCUCGGCCCACCCGGCGGCAUGCGCUGUCGGAGCGGCAGCUGGCGUAUUUCUUCGAUGGAAUCCUCGGCUCGACGGCGGAGCCGAUGGAACCCAUGGAGCCCAUGGAGCCCAUGGAGCUGGGAGAGGAACCUCAACCUGAAGCACGUUCGGAAGCUGUCCCAGUGGAAGAUCCUCAGGAUGAAGGUAACCUGAAUGAAGAUGCUGGCGAUGAAGGUCAACAAGAUGAGUUGGAAGGUGACGCCAACGACGGCGCUGUAGGACAUCGGUCCAAGCGCCAGAAGAGACGAGAGAAGGAGGCGCGGAGGUUGAAGCGACGACGGCAAGGACCCGCUCCCACGGAGACCGGGGGCUUUGCCACCAACUCGACCACAGAGACCAUCGAUCGAUCGACUGCCGUGAUGCGGCUGAGUGCUGAUUUUCCGCUGCCUGUCGAUUUCAUGCCGUUUUUAAGUGAUCUGGUGGCAGAUUCACAUUACCGCGAAACUUGCUUGGUUGCACUGAAGGAGGUCUGUGUGGGCGCUCUGACACAACCUGCGUUUCAGAUGAAGCCGUUCGAUUGGUACCCCGAGCCGACGAUCACCCCCUUUGGCUCCUUCAUGCAGGGUACAGCGCUGAAGAGCUCAGAUCUGGACGUGCGACUGUCUGUGCAAUUCGAUGUGAAGCAGAAGGAGGGUCAGCUGAAAUAUCUCAGCGCCAUUGCCGAAUUCCAAGCGGAGAACUUUGAAACUGAGGUCUUGAUCUCAACUGCCUCCAUCCCCUUGCUUCGCUUGCGGUAUCGCCAGCAGCUUCAAGUAGACAUCACCAUGGGUGAUGCCGACGACUGCUGGGCCGUGGAUGAUGCCAUUCGGCGCCUCUUGGCGCUGCAGCAGCAUGCCACGUCCCUGGUGUGUUUGGUGAAGGCCUUUGCAAAGACCAAGGGCCUCAUUGACGCCUACAGCGGCUUUCUGAACUCGGUUGGCUGGGUCUUUCUUUGCAUCAGCUUCCUGCAAGUUGAGAAAGCCCUCCCAGGUUUCGAUACUUUGGAGGAUGAGGACUUACAACCCAUUGCAGUGGACAUGGCCACGUUGUACAGGCUGUUUGAUUAUGUGGCCACUUGCUGCACACAGCGGUGUCGCAUCUCUCUGUCAAGGCCCCCACCACCACCAGGGCCAUCAGGGGUGCCCCCCAAAAAUGGGGUGCGCCAAGAGGCCAGGAUGUUCACACCACAAGUUACCAGAAUGGUCCAUUUGGAUGUUCACUUCAUUUAUACAAUUAAUCCCCAGAAAAUCAUAGGGCCAUGA
This is a messenger RNA of Cladocopium goreaui, 2079 nucleotides long. Lineage: Eukaryota; Dinophyceae; Suessiales; Symbiodiniaceae. The record is from the annotation of a GenBank genome assembly.